This is a messenger RNA of Triticum turgidum subsp. durum (durum wheat), 1179 nucleotides long. Lineage: Eukaryota; Viridiplantae; Streptophyta; Magnoliopsida; Poales; Poaceae. The record is from the annotation of a GenBank genome assembly.
AUGCUUGAUAUGAUUUGGGAAGAGCAGCAGGGCAUGGAAGUAAUAUAUCAGUGGGUUCAGUGGCUCCAAAACUCUUUACUUUCUCACCUAGGGUUUGCUGAUGAGAUAAUUUUAAGCAAGGGUGAUCUAACCUGUCAUGAAGAUGGUGGGGAUAAGCAUGCUUGUCGAGAUGAUUCUGCACCUGAUGUUAUAAUUACAAGGAUUAUGAGAUAUGAUGAUGAUAAGCGUCAUGAAGCCUUCUUACAUGAUAUUCAUGACUGCAUGAUAUGCUUCAGCGAGUUUCCUGGUGUCGAUUUUGUCACACUUCCAUGCCAUCAUUUCUUUUGCCGGAAAUGCAUCCAAACAUACUGCAAAAUUCAUGUCAAGGAAGGAACUGUAUUGAAGUUGACGUGUCCUGAUACAAAAUGUGAAGGUGUUGUUUCUCCUCAUAUAUUGAAAACACUUCUGGCGGAGGAUGAGUAUGAACGUUGGGAAAAACUGCUUCUUCAGAGAACUCUCGAUGCCAUGAAUGAUUUAGUUUAUUGUCCAAGGUGCGAAACUGCUUGCUUGGAGGAUGAAAGUAACGAUGCGGUGUGUCCGAGUUGUCUAUUCAGCUUCUGCACGCUUUGUACAUCCCACCGUCAUGUGGGGAAACAAUGUAUGACCGCAGAGGAAAAAAUUCGAAAGUUGGAGGAACGGCUAAAAUCUAGGCAGGAACGCGGUGAUCAGAAUUUGACAGAUGAAGUACUCAGCCUCCAGGCAAUUAUGAGGGAUGCAAAACAGUGCCCACGAUGCAAGAUCGCUAUAUAUAAGAUAUCAGGAUGCAAUAAGAUGACAUGUUCGAACUGCGGGCAUUACUUCUGCUACCAAUGUAACUUUGCAAUUGUUGGAUAUGAACACUUCAGACCGGGUGCAUGUGAUCUUUUUUCUCGGGAGGAAAUCCGUAGAUGGGAAGCGCGCAUGAAUCCAGGGAGGGGGCGUGUAGAGGACGCUCCAGCUCCUGCCCCAUUGCCUCAAGGACGAUAUCGUCACCCUUGUCCUACAUGUGGUAAAGGAACUCCAAAGAUUGGAAACAAUAACCACAUCUCCUGUGGGUCAUGCCAGACAGGGUUCUGUGCAUUGUGCCGGAAGACUGUCCACAAAACUUCACAGCAUUUUGGUCCCAGGGGAUGCAAGCAACACACUCCAGAUCGCGACUGA